Melanotaenia boesemani (Boeseman's rainbowfish) is the source of this 1743-nucleotide messenger RNA. It is a transcript of the gene gpkow, whose product is annotated as G patch domain and KOW motifs. The coding region runs from base 18 to 1568 and encodes 516 amino acids. Lineage: Eukaryota; Metazoa; Chordata; Actinopteri; Atheriniformes; Melanotaeniidae. The transcript is spliced from 11 exons. Gene Ontology annotation, molecular function: nucleic acid binding. The record is from RefSeq and is a predicted model, not a curated record. Gene Ontology annotation, biological process: mRNA splicing, via spliceosome. Gene Ontology annotation, cellular component: spliceosomal complex.
UCCAUCUUUUACAAACAAUGAUGGAGUCGCACGGAGACGAUAUGAGUGUUCCUAAAUGGGUUUCUUCUGAGGACCUAGGAGGGAGAAAAACGGCGGGGGUCUCGUUUGGUUUUACUAAAACAGUUAGCAAAUUUAAACCGUCUACCACUGAAGCUUCCUCAAAGAAAGAUGACAGAGAUUAUUUGACUGGAAUUGAUGGAAAUGAAUUGCAGAGUUCAAAACCAAUCGAUAAACCAAAAGAGCUCAUCAUCCCUCUGAUACAGAAGAACCGUUGGUACAAACCGGACCGGGCAAGCAACAGCUUGGGACAUGAAGAAACGCAGGGAAAGCGUCAGGACAACGACUCCGUGGAGUCUCAGGCUGUCAAAGAGCUUAUUGAAGAUUCAAGGAGGCAGCUCGAGGAGUGGCAAAAUGGAUCUCAGUCAGAAAGUAACCUCAACCUGGCCAUCCCACUGCUGAUGCAAAACCAAGUGCCAGAGGGUUUUGAGGAUGGAGAGCAUAUAAAAGUGGACCUGCGACCAGAAUCUUCAACAGAGGCUGAUUAUGAAAGUGUUCCAGUUGAGGCUUAUGGGCUUGCCAUGCUUAAAGGAAUGGGAUGGAACAAAGAGGAGGGCAUCGGACGAACUUUUAAACAAGAUGUGAAGCCAAUCGAACACCAGCUCCGUCCAAAAGGGUUGGGCCUCGGGGCAGAUCGUUCAGCUGUAAAGGAUCUGGAGCCAAGCAGACCUCAGCGUCCCCCAAAGCCUGGAGACGAGCAAAGGAAGGAGGAAGAACUAGUGAUGGGUCCUGGGGGUUGUGUGUUAGUGCAGUCAGGGGCGCACAAAGAUCUUUAUGGCAAGAUAGAAGGAGUUGAUCCAGACAACGCUCGAGUGGUGGUCAAACUUGCUAUCGGUGGCAAAACUGUGACAGUCAGCCAGUACGGCGUUAAACUGGUCGGGCGAAAAGAAUAUGAGAAAUACAGCAAAGACCUCAGUCGUCUAAGUAAAGCCCACAAAGACAAGGAGAAGGAGAAAGAGAGAGAAAAAGAGCAAGAAAAAGAGCGACAGAGGCGUGAGGAGAAAGAGAAAAGUAGCUAUAGCGACAAGAUAAAACACAAGUCAUCUGAAAGAGAUGGAGGAAAAGAUGAGAGAAAGAGGAAACACACAGAAUCAAGUCAAGACCGUGAUAAGCCUCCAGUGAAAGAAGCAAGGCAAGCACCAGCUGCCCCCUCCUGGCUCCAGAGAGACCUGAAAGUUCGCUUUAUAGACAAAGCUUUUAAAGGGGGCAAAUAUUACAACUCAAAGAUGCGAGUGGAAGAUGUCCUGACCCCCUUUACCUGUGUGUGUCGGGCCGAAGAGGGAAGGCUGUUGGACGAUGUGAAGCAAGACAUGCUGGAAACCAUUGUUCCAAAAAGUGAAUAUGACUCAGUAAUGGUUGUAUUGGGUGAGCACAGAGGACAGGUCGGUCGUAUUCUUCAGCGGGACAAGAACAAGUGCAGAGCGAUGGUCCAGCUCGACAGAUAUGAGGAGAAGGUGUUCACAUUGGAUUAUGACUCCAUUUGUCACUAUGUAGGAGCAGUAGAUCACUGAUCCUCUAACCAUUGUUGUAAUAUCAAGUCACUCUUAGUCCCAUCUCAUGCUAAAUAUUGCUUUUUAAAAUAUUUUAAAGCACUGCCUUUUUUUUUUUUUUUUAUAAAACCCUGUUAAGAAUUCUAUUUGUGCAGAUGUUAUUAAAACCAUUAAAAAACCUACAACUGCUAUUUUU